CACCUUGUGAAAAUCUCUAACUUGUUUGAGCACUCUCCUCACAGGUGCUGAUUUUCAAACAUCGAUAACUGCUUUCAUUUCCACAGAAGAUACUGAUAGUUAUGUUACACAUUAUCUGUACAACUUUAAAGUUCAGGAGUGGAAAAGUGUGUUUGAGUGAAUUUGUGUUGUGGUUUCAUAUACCUUACAUAAAGGUGUUUUUGUUGGUAUUUUGGAAUAUAGAUUUAUGUUAGACCAGGGAAUAAAAUUAUGUUUUCCAAGAUGUAUCUGCCGUGCUAUUAAAUGGUCUAGCCGACCUUGUAUAGAGCUUGGCGUAAUCUAACAUUGGAGUUAUUUAAAGGUCGCGAUAUAUUGGGCAGCGCAGAAAAUCACUGUCUCUACGAGAUGUUUCUCUAAUUCAGAUUAUGUUAGAACGCAUCCGUUGAUCAGCCGAUAAAUGAAAAAAUAAGACAGAAUUCGUUUCAGUGGAUUGUUGAUAUGCUUUUGAUAAUCUGUUCUACUGUGGAGUAAAUUAAAUGUCGAUUUGUUGCUUGACGUAGAGAUUUAUAUUUUUUCUUCUGUCAUGGAAAUCAGGUGGAAAGUAAGUAUAAAGAACAUAGUAACUUGUAAAACAAUGUGACAAUUUUUACGUACCAGCAUAAAACAACUGUAUCAUUUUGCAUAUUUCAGACAUAUUGAAAAUUUUAAACUAUCAACUUUGUUAAAUAUUAUUCGAAAUUCAGUGGUACUGCAGGGAUCUUUUAUCGGUUCUAAAUCAGCUGUAAUCACAUAACGGUUGCAUAACCAUAGUUUAGAAAUGCCUUCGCACAUCUAAAUAAGUAUUAAACAAUAACAAAGAAAUCAAACGUUAAAAUUUUACGCGCUUAUUCAUCAGCAUUAUUCAAGAAAAGGGGAAUUUGUUUAUUUUUUCUUUUAAAACGAUUGAAUAAAAUGUGAAUUAAGUGAGUCAAGACUGCCAGAAUAAUUACCAGAACGAAAUGAUUUUUUAUAAAAUUCAGUUCAGUAUCCUCUGUUUAGAAAAUUAGCCAAAGCAUAGCAUAGAAAGUAUGAAUACAUCACGAACUCACACAUUAACGAAUGGAAACAACACUGAACUUGAGCCUGGGUUCUGUGGCGACUGGCUGGAUGCACAGCAUGCACUAUUUCAGUUAGCUAAUUUGUGCAUGCUGAUAUCUUUCCUUACACCUACAAACUUCAAAUACCACUGUUUCUUUCUUCGCAUCAUGCUCAAUUUCGGAUUUCUACUCAGUGUCAUAUGGGGCGCCGUCUUCGUCUGUAUGACAGAUAUUGUGAUAUGGAACGCCAUCUUUCUUUGCGUCAACUCUGUACAUCUUGUGUACCUUGGAUAUAAGGUUGUGCCAGAACGAUUUCCAAAAGCAUUAGAAGACGUAUAUUCACAUACCUUUAAGCCAUUAAAAGUGACAAGAAAACAAUUUAAAGAAAUCACUGACUUUGGGAGUAUGCAAGUAUUAGGAAAAGGUGCUGUAUAUGCUAAACAGGAUCAGACUAAAACAGGACAGAAACUUUCCAUAUUAUUAAAAGGCAGAUUGAAAGUAACGUAUGACGAUUGUUUCCUACAUUCCAUUGAGCUUAACCAUUUUGUGGAUUCUCCAGAAUUUGAUAAUUCCAGCGUGUCGUGUACUGAAGAUACAUUUAAGGUUUCCGUAAGUGUGGUUGAAGACAGUUUGAUAUUUACCUGGCCACAGGAUCAGCUGAUCAACUAUUUGUCCCAUGACCCAAUUUUAAGACACAUUUUUAGACAACUGAUCGGAAAGGACAUAAGUCACAAACUUUAUGAGAUACAGGAGAGGCUAAUGGCCAACCCAAGUUACAUGGACGGCAUAAAUACACGGCGUUCAUCUAUGGUAAAUGUUCGUCACGGCAUUGUAUCGAAUUCAACGUCGAAUCUUGCCAAAUUAAACUGCCUGCAAGGUCAGUUAAGCUAGUAGUCUAAGGACAAAAUGGAAAUACAACACGCAUUUCUCGUUGUGCUGUGGAUGUUGUGUAUAAUUGUACAAAUUAAGGAACUAAGAAUGACCAGGGCCUGUUUCACGAAGCCCAUUUAUGAUUAUGCUCUUAUGUAAGCGAUGCGUCAUGGAAGUCCUUAUAAGUAUAAUCAUUUAGUUUUCGAACAAACCCUGUUGCCAGUUCUACACCUAAAAUGAUAUAUAUAUUAAUGACUUAAAAGCUUAUCCAAGCUUUGCAAUACAUGACAGUUUGUCUGACAAGGCAUUUUAGCCUGUAUAUUCGAAGGACAACGACGGCUAUUGUACUCACGAUAAUGUCGGCAUCUGUUACCGUGGUAUUAAAAUUUAUGACAAUAUAAAAUUACCUAAACCUGUAUCUUAUUAACUAAUACAACCCCUGUUGUUUACAAAUCUUAUAAACUGAUAUGGGAAUUGGCUUCCCAAAAACAAUGUCACUUUCAUCAACUAUUGCAAUACUUUUUAUAGAGUUCAAGAGAGAGAGAGAGAGAGAGAGCUCUCAUUUGUUCCAUCCAAACCCUUACAAUUUAUGUCAGCUCUUUCGUAAACCUCUAUUAGUAGAAUCUCAUUUCACAGUUACCCGUUUCAUCCAGCAUUGCCAACUCUACUCAUCAAAUCAGAUCCCCACCCGAAAAAUAAUCCAAUAUAGUUAUCAUUCUUACAUUAGUCUAAGUGCCCCCUUGGACAACCCCAAUCCAUGUAAAACGUGUUUGAUAUUGUUUCUGAUAAUCCAUCC
This is a messenger RNA of Mercenaria mercenaria, 2721 nucleotides long. Its product is annotated as blood vessel epicardial substance-like. NCBI's taxonomy places the organism in Eukaryota, Metazoa, Mollusca, Bivalvia, Venerida, Veneridae. Gene Ontology annotation, molecular function: cAMP binding. The record is from RefSeq and is a predicted model, not a curated record. The transcript has 4 exons. Bases 1047 to 1946 code for a protein of 299 amino acids. Gene Ontology annotation, cellular component: sarcolemma.